AAAAACGCCGGUUGGUAUUUUAUAACGAAGUUGGGCGUAGAUAGUUCACGUCGGAUCGCGGAGACUUCACGGCGGUCGCCAUUUCCGCCACGAAUACUGGCUGGUGAUAUUGUGUGUGGAAUAGUGGUAUUGGAGGUUAUAUGUGCUUAUUUCAAAGUUAUUUGUGCAUAAAUUUUGUUGAAAACAAAUUUUGAGGACGUUAAUCGCGUAUCCGUAAUUGUAGGCACAUUAAGUGCGUCCAAUGAGUGAGUAUCUUAAAUCUAGAUUACGUAGCAUUUGAAACGCGCACGUGCAAGUACUCCUAAUAUUUUCCGAAUUAAAUUGCACUUACACGGUAUCGACGUUAGCUAUGUAAUCGUUACUGUUGACGAAUGUAUCGUUGCCGAGAACACCAGAAAUGAAGAUAGCCACCAUAUCAAAACCGCAACAAUUUGACGCUCUCUCGAUCAAACAUUAACUUUUAGACCCCACAAUUAAUACAUUAAUUAAGUAAAGAUAGUAAUAAGAUUUGUUUGGAUUCAUUUUUUUUUUUAGUUUUUAAGCGGAUCGGUUAGAAAUUGUAGUGCCAACAUUAUGAAAAUACCAGAGUCUACGUCCAAUGUUGGGGCUUAUUAUGGCAACGACGAGAAUGGACAGUGGCAGCCCAACGGCGUUAUAAUAGAUAGUGGUGUCGGAGGCGGCGUGGUUGGCAGCGGCGACGCCGGCAUUCAUCGCCCGCCGAUAUACCCAGUGCAUAUACCGCGAGGACAUCCAGGCUACGUGAUGGCGGGCGCGUACUACCCAGCAGCGUUCCCCGCUCCCCCCCAGCCUCAAGACGACUUCGCGGACUACAUGUGGAUGGAGAACGAAGAAGAGUUCGACAAACAGGUGAUGCAGCAGCUUGAAGAAGAAGCGUUGAUGGAGCAGUGCAUUGAAGCCAUGCUCGAGGAUGAACAGCGCGAGAGACUUCGGCCGAACGGACACCAACAGCAACACUUUCCUACAACAAGCAACGGCGCAUCGUCCCUAUCCCUAGAGGAGACUGUGUCCCGCUCCACGCUGAACCCUCUGGCUGCUGAGUUUGUACCCACGAGGGCGCGACAGCCGCCCGCCACAGAAGAAAGAGCAGAACCAUCGGAAGCGCCCGCAGAAGAGCCACAGAAGUCAGAAGAAGCCGCGCCCGAACCCACCCCCCAGGAUCCACAGGAAACCACAGAAGAACCAGUACAACCCCAGAAAGAUCCACCGGAGGUAUCGGCAGCGGACCUCGACAAAAGCGACAAGAGGAAAGAACGGAGAGACUCCAAGCCCAAGGUCGAAGUACAAGCGAAAAAACCAUCCAAAGUCGAAGCCAAGCCCAAAGCGAAACCGCAGACGGUGAAGUCGGAGACGAAAGUCGUUCAGAAGAAGAAGGAAGUCGUUAAGAGUGUGAAGAGUGAUACGAAGGUUGAGGAGAAGGUUGAGGAGGUGCCGGAGAAGCCCCAGCCCGCACCAGUAGAAGAGUCGACAGCGCCAUCUGGCUUCAAACCUGUUAACUACGCAGCGGCAGCUAAAGCGAACAAACCCAAAAAACCAUCACCACCGGUCAUAGACAAACCCGCGCCACAACCCAAAAUAGAAAAAACCAAGACCAUAGAGAAGAUUGAGAAGAAAGAAAAGGCUAAAACGGAAAAGGUCAGUGUCCAAAGGAAAAACUCCACCAAGUAGUUUGAUUAUUAGGUGUUUUUGGCUAAAAAUAUCUAUGGUAUAAAAAUAUUGCCUGUGUACAAAUUUUAUGGCAACACCGUCUGGUUUGUAUUAUACAUACAGCCUCGUGUAGAUUGAGAGUUAUAAUAGUUUUGUGAUAUUUCAAUUUUUGAAGUAAAUUUGCAUUUUUUUUGGAAAUAAAAAA
Trichoplusia ni (cabbage looper) is the source of this 1870-nucleotide messenger RNA. RefSeq names its product neurofilament heavy polypeptide (gene Paip2). Gene Ontology annotation, molecular function: mRNA regulatory element binding translation repressor activity. Gene Ontology annotation, cellular component: cytoplasm. Gene Ontology annotation, biological process: negative regulation of translational initiation. The transcript has 9 exons. The coding region runs from base 574 to 1686 and encodes 370 amino acids. The record is from RefSeq and is a predicted model, not a curated record. Lineage: Eukaryota; Metazoa; Arthropoda; Insecta; Lepidoptera; Noctuidae.